AUGCCUCCCCAGAAGAUUGAAACGGGUCAUACCGAUAUUGUCCAUGAUGUGGUUAUGGAUUACUACGGAAAGCGAAUAGCAACUGCUUCAUCUGAUGGCACGAUUAAGAUAACUGGGGUAAGCAACAGUGGCGGAUCUCAGCAGCUAGCUACCUUAACUGGUCAUCGGGGUCCUGUCUGGCAAGUCGCAUGGGCGCACCCAAAGUUUGGUUCUCUCCUUGCUUCAUGUUCCUAUGAUGGGCAAAUCAUACUAUGGAAAGAAGGUAACCAAAACGAAUGGACUCAAGCUCAUGUCUUCACAGACCACAAAGUAUCAGUCAACUCAAUCGCUUGGGCUCCUCAUGAACUCGGACUCUCCUUAGCUUGUGGAGCUUCGGAUGGAAACAUAUCGGUUUUCUCAGCUAGAGCUGAUGGCGGUUGGGACACAACAAAGAUAGACCAAGCUCACCCUGUUGGAGUCACAUCAGUCUCAUGGGCCCCAGCCACAGAACCAGGCUCACUCGUUAGCUCUGGUACGCUCGAACCGGUUUACAAAUUAGCAUCGGGUGGGUGUGAUAGCACUGUGAAAGUGUGGAAAUUCGCCAACGGGUCAUGGAAAAUGGAUUGCUUCCCGGCUCUUCACAAGCACACGGAUUGGGUCCGUGACGUGGCUUGGGCACCGAACUUGGGUCUACCAAAGUCAACCAUAGCCAGUGGUUCAGAAGAUGGGAAUGUAAUCAUAUGGACAAUAGGGAAAGAGGGUGAGCAAUGGGAAGGUAAGGUUUUGAAAGAUUUCAAGACACCGGUGUGGCGGGUUUCGUGGUCAUUGACUGGUAACUUGUUGGCUGUUUCCGAUGGGAACAACGUCGUUACGGUGUGGAAAGAGGCUACUGAUGGAGAGUGGGAACAAGUGACUGUCGUUGAGCCAUAG
Molecule: messenger RNA, 909 nt
Organism: Arabis nemorensis
Lineage: Eukaryota; Viridiplantae; Streptophyta; Magnoliopsida; Brassicales; Brassicaceae
Source: the annotation of a GenBank genome assembly